UAUUUUUUUGGUGCUAAUUCCAUGUACAAGACUCAUAAAUUUUAGUGUGUUGCAUAGGCUUAAAGAGUAGUGCUUUCUUCAAUCAAACGGAUCUCCCUCAUCUCACUCAGUAGUGCACAUAGGCCUCAUGUUUGGCUUGCAACUGUGGCUUUUGCCUUCAUCUGUUCUCCCUUGAUUCCAGCUAAACUUUGCAGUUCCAAGACCAAAGAUUUCAUUUCUGUUGGAAAGCUUUCUUGUUCCUAUCCAUAUAGACUGUACUGAAGAAGAUGGAAGUGGCAGCAAGCAUUCUGUCCAGGGUGACAGAGAGGCUCUCUCUUCUGGUAGUUCGAGAACCAGCAGUUUUGAUUGGAGUGGCAGAACCGAUUGAAUGGAUUGAGUGGCAAUUGAGGACUUGGGCUCCUGAUCAUUUAUGCUACUUCACAGAGAAAUUAGUGGACAUUGCUUAUGCUAUUGAGGAUAUUAUAGACGACCUUAUAUUCAAAGUAGCAGUACAGGGAAGGAGAAGAGGAGUUCUUGAGCAGUUGGUUUUAUUCAUCAGAAAUUUGAUUGAUCAACAUAUAAUUCACAAGAAGUUGGAAGGGAUCAAGGUUAGGAUCUCCAGUCUCCAAAGAACAAGAGUUUUUCAAGGUGCUAUAUCCAUUGAAGAAAUAGACUGGUUGAUAUCAACACACCAUCAGAACAUGGCCAACACAGUUGCUUCCCCUGUUAUUGAGAAAAUUACAGCCCUGCUAGCUCAGGAGGCACUUUAUUCUGAAGUGAAAAAGAGGGCCAGACGGAUACAAGAUGAAUUCAGGUUCCUGGAUGGUUUUCUGAAAAACUUAGAAUCAAAAGAAUUAGAUGAUAAAGGAAUGGUUUGGAUGGAGGAACUCUGCCAAGUUUCCUGUUCUGCAGUGGAUGUAAUUGGGCUUUUCAUCAACAGAAGAGAACAGCUUGGAAGGAGCUGGAUUGGACCUUUGAGGAGAGUUGUUUUGGCUUUUGACAGUUUGAGAUCCCAACAUAAGCUUGGCAUGGAGAUGGACAAAAUCAAAGCUAAACUCCUGGAUAUCUCUACAUGGAGACCAAGAGAUGUCUCUAAACAACGUCAAUGGAGAGUUCCAGAGUCUACAUUCAGAGUACUGCAACAGCCAUCACAAGAGGCCGAUAUUAUCAGCUUUGAUGAUGAUGUACAUGCAAUGAUGACACGGUUGCUUUCAGAUGACAAAGAUUUCUGUGCUAUUUCAAUUGUGGGCAUUGAAGGCAUUGGUAAGACCACUCUAGCAAAGUUGGUCUAUGACCAUGAUGCUAUUGUGAAUCAUUUCCCUUAUCGCGUUUGGACAUCUGCAUCUGAUGGUCCAUUUUCAUCUGAUCCUUUGACAAACAUAAUGACAGAGUUGAUGAGUCAAUUGAUGGGCUACAACCAAAGGGCGCCAGUAAGUUGGUGGAGCGAAAUGAGACAGGUGCUCAAGGCUUUCCUGGCUGAUAAGAGGUUUCUCAUAGUUGUGGAUGAUUUCAUCCAGGACCAUAUCUUGGAAGAAUUUGUUACAGCAUUCUUGAACACAUUGAGAGGCAGCAGAAUAAUUUUGACCACCCGGGGAACAACACCUUCAUAUACAAAAGCAAGGAGUCCACCUUCAUAUCUUAAGACUAUGAGUGUUCAUCAUGGACUGCGGUUACGAGGAGAUGAUGAGAGCUGGGCAUUGUUUACCCAUGUGAUGAAGGUAAACAUACCACCAGAACUGCUAGAACUGAGAAGGGAAAUUGUGAUAAGAUGUGGGGGCUUGCCAUUGGCGAUUGUAAGAUUGGCAGAUGUUCUGUCACAGAAGGAUGCAAACAUUGAUGAGUGGUCCAGUGUGCUUCAGCAACUCGACCAAGACCAAGAACAAGUUUGGUCCAAGGCCUUAUCUAAAAUCAGUGAGGAUUUGCCCUUGUACAAGCAGCGUUGUCUCUUUUAUUUUGGAUUGUUUCCUAAAGAUUAUGAGAUCCCAGUAAGAAGGUUGAUCAUGUUAUGGGUUGCAGAGGGCUUGGUGCAGCCAGAGGUUGAGAAUGAAGAUCCAGAAGAUGUUGCAGGGAGGUGUUUGAUAGAGUUGAUAGCUGAGGACGUGGUUCAAGUGACAAAGAAGAAGCUUGAUGGGAAUGUGAAAACAUGUCGUCUGCCCUAUGCCCUACGGCAACACUGGUUAUCAAAAGCUCAGCAGGCCACAUUUGUUCAGGUUUAUGCCAAGACAAGAUCGGAGUUGUCCAUAAGCACUGGUUUAGUCCGCCGCCUUGUUGAUCAUCUUGACAAAGAAGAUUUCAGCUUUGAUCACAUCCAUGGUGACUACAGCAGAAUUUCCACAUCUUUGAGACCUCAUUAUCAAGGUGUCGUAUCCUUUAUAUCAUUUGAUUCUCAAGAAGGAAACAAACCAGGAGAAGACAUAGGAAAAUUUCUUCAUCAAUGCAUUUCUAGCAGUUGCUUUCUACUACUACGGGUGCUUGAUCUUGAACAUGUAUUUAGACCUAAGUUGCCUGAAGCACUUGGUAAGCUAACUCGACUGAGGUACCUUGGCUUGAGGUGGACGUUUUUGGAGAUGCUUCCGUCAUCCAUACGCAAGUUGCAAAAUCUUCAAACAUUGGAUUUGAAGCAUACUUACAUCAGCACUCUUCCUAGUUCAAUUUGGAAGAUGCAGCAUCUAAGACAUUUGCUCUUAAGUGAGAGUUACCGGAGUAGAUUUACACUUCAACCAAGAGUUUGUUCUCUAAUAGCUCUUCAAACCUUGUGGGGAUUGUUUGUAGAUGAGAAGACUCUGGUUAAGGGUGGCCUGGACAGGUUGGUGAAUGUUAGAAAAUUGGGACUGGCAUGCCGGUUAAUGCCAUCCCAACAGCAGACAAUGUUAUCACAACUGGAGGCAGUGGCUAACUGGGUUCUAAAAUUGAAACAUCUUCAUACUUUAAGGCUGAAAUCGGAUGAUGAAGAGAAUCAACCUUGGGAUCUAGACUUGAAGCCUUUAUUAGCCCAUGUCAAUCUCUCUAGUAUCUACUUGUUGGGAAGGUUGAAGAACCCAUCUAUUGUAUCUGAGUUCCCACGGAGUCUCUCUGACCUUACCCUAUCAGGGUCAGGACAAAUGGAAGAUCCAAUGCUAAAAUUGGAUAAGCUUCCCAACCUAAAAAUUCUUAGGUUGUUAGCCAAAUCCUAUACAGGAAAGCUCAUGCUCUGCCCCUCAGGAAGCUUUCCACAGCUUCGAGUUCUUAAACUAUGGAAGCUAGAGCAACUGGAGGAAUGGAAUGUUGAGGAAGGAGCACUGCAGGCUCUGAGAGAUUUAGAGAUAAGGUCCUGUAUAAGGUUGAAGAUGCUUCCCAAAGAAUUGCUACAUAGGAGCUUGUUGGAAUUGAAGUUGACAGACAUGCCUAGUCAGUUCACUGCAUAGGAUUGAUUGCUUAGCAGACCAACAACUUUUAUGUGUAUGCAUUCCUUUGCUUUUCUUAUAAGUUUGAUAAUAUCUUUGGGUGCUUA
Molecule: messenger RNA, 3469 nt
Organism: Vitis vinifera (wine grape)
Lineage: Eukaryota; Viridiplantae; Streptophyta; Magnoliopsida; Vitales; Vitaceae
Product: putative disease resistance RPP13-like protein 2
Exons: 1
Coding region: 267-3383 (1038 amino acids)
Biological process (GO): defense response to other organism
Molecular function (GO): ADP binding
Source: RefSeq, a predicted model, not a curated record